AUGCGCCUGCUCUCAUCUCUACUGUCACUGGCACUCGCCUGGUCGACUUCAGCAUCCGUCGUUGCCGACAAUUCCUACCUGUAUGACUGGGGUGUCUAUGGCGCAUACCCCCGGAAUCACUACAAGUCUUUUGACUCGGCAUCGCCAUAUCCGAAUGUGUUGAACUCAGACCCGCGAUGCGACGACGGCUAUCUCUUCAUUGAGCCCCGGGGCUCAUCGGUGGCUAAACCGGGACCCGUCAUUCUGGAUAAAACUGGCAAUCUCAUCUGGACCGAACAGAAAUGGGGCCAGGCAAUGGACGUCAAGGUCCAGAAUUACCAGGGCAGCGAUUACAUUACCUUCUGGACUGGCAGCGAUAAUGGCACGUUUGGAUCUGGCAAUUAUCUCAUGAUUGAUUCUUCGUAUCAAAUAUACAAGAAUUUCUCUGCGGCGGGAACGUUGCAUGGGGACCUUCACGAGUUCCGCAUCACCAAGAACGGAACAGCACUACUUACCGCUUACGAGUUGAAACCAACCGAUCUUUCAGCACUCGGUGUGGAUGGCGAAGGCUGGAUCUACGACAGUCUUUUCCAAGAAGUGGACAUCGCUACGGGAGAGCUCCUAUUCCAGUGGAGGGCAUCCGACCACCUUCCCGUAACAGAGAGCUUCUCGCCAAUCCAAAACCAUGGGCACGAUAUCAAGAAUGCCUGGGACUACAUGCAUAUCAAUAGUGUCGACAAGAACGACGAUGGAAAUUACUUGAUCUCUCUUCGAUACGGCUGCAUGCUCCUGUGCAUUAGCCCAACGGACGGAAUCGUGUGGCGGCUCGGGGGAAAGAACAACAGCUUCAAAGAUCUGACGCCCGGGAACGCGGCCACCAACUUUGCCUGGCAGCAUCAUGCCAUGUGGCACGAGAACAGCACCAUGGUCUCCGUUUUCGACAACGGCGCCUUUGACAAGCUUAUCCAUACUGCCGAGUUCAGCCGCGGCCUGCUGAUCAGCCUCGACUACCACGACAUGACGGCCAAUCUAGUCCAAGACUUUGUUGCUCCGCAAAGAUUCCUGGCGCCGUCGCAGGGUUCGGUCCAACUCCUGCCGGACGGAAACGUCCUGGUCGGAUGGGGCCACACGCCGGCCUUUACCGAGUUCUCUGCCAGCGGCGAGGUGCUUUGCGACAUGCACGUUGGAGCUACGCGCAUCGCAUCUCUGGGCCGCAGCAAGAAUUAUCGCACCUUCAAGUACUCCUGGGUCGGUCGCCCGACAACGCCGCCCUCGGUCGUCAUGAGUUCCAGAGAGAAUGCCGUAUACGUCAGCUGGAACGGGGCCACAGAAGUCGAGCGCUGGGUUCUGGAGGCGUCCGACUCCAACGCAGAGGAUGCCAAGUUCUUUCAGAUCGGCGGAGCGACCAAAGAGCAGUUUGAGACCAAGAUACACGUCCCUCGGGAUGCCGACGACUUCCUCCGCGUUGGAGCCAUUGAUAAGCAGGGAAAUGUGUUGGGCUAUUCCGUCGUCCUAGAUAAGAGGUCCGAGGAAGUUGCAGGCUCUAAGACGGAGACGAUUCUUGCAGGAAUCAUCUGUAUAUCUUUCGUAUUGUUCCUGUGGCGCUUUAGGGGGGCUAUGCGGACGUCGUUCUAUAGGAUCACCCAGGGUGUUUUCGGCACUCGGUAUAAGAAACUGCCGCAAAGCUGA
This is a messenger RNA of Pestalotiopsis fici W106-1, 1668 nucleotides long. RefSeq lists its product as uncharacterized. The coding region runs from base 1 to 1668 and encodes 555 amino acids. The record is from RefSeq and is a predicted model, not a curated record. NCBI's taxonomy places the organism in Eukaryota, Fungi, Ascomycota, Sordariomycetes, Amphisphaeriales, Sporocadaceae. The transcript is spliced from 2 exons.